Molecule: messenger RNA, 4727 nt
Organism: Entelurus aequoreus (snake pipefish)
Lineage: Eukaryota; Metazoa; Chordata; Actinopteri; Syngnathiformes; Syngnathidae
Gene: diaph1
Product: protein diaphanous homolog 1
Exons: 26
Coding region: 636-4370 (1244 amino acids)
Biological process (GO): actin filament polymerization; actin cytoskeleton organization
Cellular component (GO): cytoplasm; actin filament
Molecular function (GO): actin binding; microtubule binding; small GTPase binding
Source: RefSeq, a predicted model, not a curated record
UGUCGCGCGCUGACUCCGCCCAGCCGCCGGGGGCUUGACUGUCAUCCCAAAGAAGAAGUACAGGAAGACUCUUGGCUACUAAAGCUGCUUCUUCACCGCCGUCAUGUCGGAGUUGAAAAGUUGACUUAACACCGUAGCAGGCAUGCGAGCUCAAGCGGAAGCCUCGGUGGCGCCAGGGCGACAUUAACGAAGCACCACCUUCGUCGUGCCAACACACUGGACAAAGUAGCUUGGGCUAAAAGCUAAUGCUAGCCGCGUUAAACUUCAAACUCAUUAUAACUACUUUUGUUUUACACGUGGUCACGCGUUUGCGGAGAUUGCAUUCCGAAGUAGUUUAAAUUUGUUUUUGUUGUUAUUGUUACAGUUUGUAUCAAAGACGUCGACCAACUUUGAAUUUCCCUCCUUCUGGGAGACGCACUGGCGGCUUAGCGACGAGUCAUUAGCAAGUCUGUGCUAAUUGUGCUAGUUAGCCCCGGGGCUACAUCGAUAUUAUUCACUUAAUAGUCGGCCUUUAUUGAGUCCAUACUUCGUCACAUCCGUUACUUGCUUUGAGGUUUUUUUGUUUUGUUUUUUGGCCCACGAGAUUACAUCCACGUUGGGUCUAUUUUGAAGGAAGCGGAUUAAAGUUGACAACUAUGGAUCCUCACACGGGAUACGCCGCCGCAGCUUCUGGUCCCAAGAAGGACAAGAAGUCGAAGAAAAGCUAUGAAGAUGGAGACGGCAAAAAGAAAUUUACACUGAAACGACUGAUUCCAGAUGAGUUGGAGCGAUUCACCAGUAUGAGGAUUAAAAAGGACAAGGAGAAGCAUGGCCAAACGCCAAGUCAGCGCCAUUCGGCUGCCACCAGCUAUGAAAUCAACGCUGCUAGUGCCACACUGCACGACCAUACGGACGAGUACGUCCUGGAACUCUUCGAACAGAUGAUGGUGGACAUGAACCUGAAUGAGGAGAAGCAGCAGCCUCUCCGAGAAAAAGACAUUGCAAUUAAACGCGAAAUGGUGUCCCGGUACCUCCACACGUCUAAAGCGGGUCAAGACCAGAAGGAGAGCUCCAAGUCGGCCAUGGUGUAUAUUCAGGAGUUGAGGUCAGACUACCGCAACGCACACCUGCUGAGCUGUCUGGAAUCGCUACGAGUCUCGCUCAGUAACAACCCAGUCAGUUGGGUGCAGACUUUUGGGGCUGAAGGCCUGGCAUUGUUGCUAAAUCGACUAAGAAGACUGCAAGAGGAAAAAGAUGAUGACUCGAUGGGAGUCAAAUGUCAACACGAGAUCAUUCGCUGUCUGAAAUCCUUCAUGAACAACAAGUACGGUUUAAAAUCCAUGCUGGAGUCGGACCAGGGUAUUCCUCUGCUGGUCAGAGCCAUCAACCCGAGGGUGCCUUAUAUCAUGGUGGAUGCUGUCGCACUAGUGUCUGCCGUCUCCAUAUUGGAACACCCAGAGAAUCUUCAUGAGCGUGUUCUCGAAGCCCUGACAGAGGAGGCAGAGAAGCAGGACAUUGAGAGGUUCCAGCCUCUUCUGGCUGGCAUGAAAAGUGACAAUAUAGCCCUUAAGGUACACAAUCAACAGCAUGUGUCGUUUGAAUGCAUAUCAUCUAAACAUGUUGUCUUAUUUGUUCAGGGUGGCUGCAUGCAGUUAAUCAAUGCAUUGAUCAGUCGCGGAGAGGAGUUGGACUUCAGGAUCCAUAUUCGCUCUGAACUCCUAAGACUGGGACUCAGAGACUGCCUUAAGGAGGUGCGCAAAAUAGAAAAUGAGGAGCUGAGGGUGCAACUUACGGUUUUUGAUGAGCAGACUGAGGAUGACUCAGAGGACCUUAAAGCACGCCUGGAUGACAUACGCAUUGAAAUGGAUGAUGUGAGGGAAGUCUUUGAUAUUUUAGUCAACACAGUGAAGGACUCCAAAGCUGAAAACCACUUCCUGUCCCUGAUGCAACACCUCCUGCUGAUCCGCAAUGAUUAUAUGGCCAGGCCUCAGUACUACAAGCUAAUAGAUGAGUGUAUCGCACAGAUCGUGCUUCAUCGGAAUGGAGCAGACCCCGACUUCAAGUGCCGCAACCUCAGGCUCGAUAUUGAAGGCUUGAUAGACAAUAUGGUCGACCAAACCAAGGUGAAAACCAGUGAGGCCAAGGCUACCGAGCUCGAAAAGAAGCUGGACGCAGAGUUGACCGCACGCCACGAGUUACAGGUGGAACUGAAGAAAGUGGAGGGCGACUACGAACAAAAGCUGCAAGAACUGAGCCAAGAGAAAGAGCUAUUGGCCUGCUCCAAGGAGGAGCGAGAAAAAGAGAACCAGGGUCUGCAGGAACAGCUAAGCAGUCUGCAACAGCAGAUUGACAAGCUGUCCAAAGAUCUGGAAGAGGCCAAGACUAAAGUUGUCACAGUAACCGUUCCCGUGCCAACACCUGGUUUUCCACCUCCACCACCAGCCCCUCCCCUCCCCGGCCAGACUGGGGGUAUUCCACCCCCACCACCCCCCCUACCAGGCCAUGCAAUCAUGCCACAUGCACCACCACCACCACCACCUCCUCUGCCGGGUCAAUUUGGCAUGCCACCACCACCGCCUCCCUUACCAGGCAUGCCGGGUCCGCCACCACCCCCACCCUUACCAGGCAUGCCGGGGCCUCCACCACCCCCACCCCUGCCAGGCAUGGCAGGACCACCACCUCCGCCACCCCUGCCAGGCAUGGCAGGACCACCACCUCCGCCACCCUUACCGGGGAUGGGACCUCCUCCGCCGCCACCGCCACCUGGUGGUCCUGGUAUGCCUCCUCCACCCCCAGGCCCUGGUAUGCCUCCACCUCCACCGUUUGGCAUGGGGGGCUGGGGUGCCCCUGUACCACCUCCAUUGCCUUUUGGCCUUCAUCCUAAGAAGGAAUACAAGCCGGAGGUGCAGCUGAAGAGAGCCAACUGGAGAAAGAUUGGACCAGAAGACCUCUCCGAGAACAGUUUCUGGACCUCGGCCGAAGAGGACAAAUUUGAGAACAAUGAGCUCUUUGCCAAACUCACCUUGGCCUUCUCCUCGCAGACUAAGACCAAAAAGGAGCUUGACGGUGGAGAUGACAAGCAUCUGCAAAAAAAGAAGGUCAAGGAGCUGAAGGUUAUUGACUCAAAGUCCUCACAAAACCUUUCCAUUUUCCUGGGAUCUUUCCGUAUCCCAUAUGAAGAGAUCAAGACCGCCAUUCUGGAAGUCAACGAGAACAUCCUUAGAGAGUCCAUGGUCCAGAACCUGAUCAAACAGUUGCCGACAGCAGAGCAGCUGAGCACACUGAGCGAGAUGAAGGAUGAAUAUGAUGACUUGGCGGAGGCUGAACAGUUUGGAGUUGUGAUGUCCAGUGUAAAGCGUCUGCAACCGCGGCUUCAGGCCAUCCUCUUCAAGCUCCAGUUUGAGGAACAGAUAAACAAUAUCAAGCCGGACGUGGUGUCUGUGACGGCGGCCUGUGAGGAGCUCAGGAAGAGCAGCUCCUUCUCCAAGCUGCUACAGAUCAUCCUUCUCCUGGGCAACUACAUGAACGCAGGCUCCCGCAAUGGCAAGGCCUUCGGCUUUUCCAUAUCGUACCUGUGCAAGUUACGUGACACCAAAUCGGCUGACCUGAAGCAGACGCUGCUCCACUUUCUGGCUGACGUGUGCCUGGAACAGUACCCUGAAGUCAUGACCUUUACAGACGAGCUCAUCCAUGUGGAGAAGGCUAGCAGAGUUCCUGCAGAGAUACUUCAGAAGAAUCUAGAACUGAUGGGUCGCCAGAUCAAGAACUUGAAGAAAGACAUUGAAACCUUCCCGCCUGCACAAAACGACAAGGACCUGUUUGUGGAGAAGAUGUCCAUUUUUGUGGGCUUGGCCCAUGAACAGUAUGAGAAGUUGGAUCUGAUGCAUAAGAACAUGGACAAGCAGUAUAACGACCUCGGAGAGUAUUUUGUCUUUGACCCCAGAAAAAUUUCUGUGGAGGAAUUCUUCGGGGACCUCAACACCUUUAAGAACAUGUUCCAGCAAGCAGUGAAGGAUAAUCAGAAGAGGAGAGAGGCGGAAGAAAAGAUCCGAAAGGCCAAACUGGCCAGAGAAAAGGCGGAGAGGGAAAAGGAAGAGAAACUGAAAAGGAAUCAGCACCUGGACAUCAACGCAGAGGGUGAUGAGACGGGCAUCAUGGACGGCCUCUUGGAGGCACUGCAGUCUGGCGCUGCUUUCAGGAGGAAAAGAGGACCACGGCAAGCAGCCAACCACAGGCGAGCUGGUCACGCGGUCACCAACAUCCUGGCCAAAGAGCUGAUGCAGGACGACACACCUCCGUCAAGCAAGGUGCCCACCAAGAAGGUGAAGCUGGAGGAGGGCACCAAGAAGGAAGACUCGUUAGAGGAGCUACUGGAAGCUCGCUCCAAUUAGGGCACAUUUUGUCUUCUUUCUUUUAUGUAAAGUUACUGCUUGUCAAUGUUGGGGCCAAUUUUGAUGUGAUGGAAAUGUCCCUCAGCCAUAUUUGCCACUCUUAUCAUGUUUCUUCACUAGAUUUGUUGUCACACGACGAAUCAAAAGGGCAUCACCUCUAUUGUGCGCUUAUUUCCACGUUUGUUUUUGUUAGGAAUGUCAGGCACAUCCUCGCUGUUGUCACUCACAGUUUGUGUUGUACACUACAGGACAAACAUGUGCACACACCUUCUCCUCAUUUAAUGUGUUUUCAUGACUAUUUACAUUGUAGAUUGUCACAUCACAACUAUGAAUGAACACGUGGAGUUAUGUACUUGA